Molecule: messenger RNA, 2134 nt
Organism: Haliotis rufescens (red abalone)
Lineage: Eukaryota; Metazoa; Mollusca; Gastropoda; Lepetellida; Haliotidae
Exons: 12
Coding region: 67-1569 (500 amino acids)
Source: RefSeq, a predicted model, not a curated record
GUCUCUCACCAGCAGCAUAUAGUGAUACGCGGUAUUUCAGCACUGUGCUCGUUAAUUUCCACAGACAUGGAGGUUGUUGCUUUCUUCACUUUACUUGCCUUCCUACCAAACGCCGCUGACGCUGGAAGGUACCAAGAAUGCCCCGGAGACUGGACACAGGUGAAUGUAAAAUGCUACAAAUUUGGGGAGGGCAGUCUCAACCGAGACGCUGCAUCUGAUCGAUGUAGAUACCGCUAUGGGGCUACGCUGGCAGUGAUUGAGAACAAGAAAGAGAAUAAAGUCGUCCAAGGUCUUAUCGAUGGCAACAGGAAUGCGUGGAUCGGUGUGCGUCUCAGACAUGGACAAUACAAAUGGAACGACGGAAAUAAGUUUCAAUUCAGAUAUGCUAAUUGGCUGGAUUCUUCUCGCAGUCGUAGCCUGAAGUGUGCAAGGAUGCUCGCUACUGGCUAUUGGUAUCCUGCCCAUUGCUUUUACAAGAGCCCUUAUGUAUGUUCGAAAAAGGCCGAUUGUGAACCUGGAUGGACUGGCGAUGAAUGUGAUCGCAAGUGUCACUGCUACCUGGGCUAUGCUUGUAAUGUAACCGAAACUUGUCCAUAUGGAUGUGAGACGGGAUGGGUUGGAGAUAUGUGCGACAAACGCCUACACAAACCUACAGUGUCUUUCUACUGUGUGAAACAAAGGGGAGGCUACUCUCUGAUGGUUUCCUUGGACCGGAAUGUAACCUCUUUCUCUAACAUCGGCGCCGUGAACGCUGAAGGGGAGAUCAGUCCUGAGUGUGGAUACCGAAGAUUUCAGUGGGAGAGUCGUGGGGUACUGCGAUUAAAAGCUUCGAUUCAAAACGUUUCGGGACUUUUGGAAUCAGACUGUCCUGCAGAAACAGUUGGUAAGGGAAUCCUGAAAUGGACGUUCAGGCUUCAGAAGAAAAAGGACGUGGUCUCGUUUGAAGACAAAGAAUUUCAAGUCAAGUGUGAUCUGUCUGAAGCUGAUGCUGUAUAUGAUGACACUGAGAGAGUCAAGAUAGAGGAGUUUCGGGAAAGGUCCCUAACAGCUGCCACACAGACUAGGGUCAGUGUUCGGACAUACCUAGCAAAUCCUGACACUCUGGACCCGGUCACAAAUCUCCACCUUGGUGUUCCAGUCAGACUGGUGGCCACGCUUCCUGAAGGGGAUGAUUUAGUCAAUCCGUUCUUUUACCCUUGGAGCUGUCAAGCUGCGUCUCCAGAUGGAAAGGUUACUGUACAACUGACCGACGACUCUGGCUGUUCCCUGAGUGAAGACAUCGGCUUUGGAGUAAUGCGCAUGGCCUCUAGUGUGAUCCAGUCGGAGGUAUUUCCCAUGUUUCGGCUGCCGGGGUACACCGAAGUGGUAUUCAGUUGUGCUCUUGUACCCACGACCUCUUUCAGAUAUGAGGUACAGGUUAGUAUAUACGUAUUACAAAGUGAGAGUGAAUAUUGGCUACCCCGCAAACAGCAAUACAGUUAUACCACGGCGAACUGUCGGAAAUUAUGUGACAAACUAGUGGUUGUUGAACAUGAGCAGUCAGCCACGCCCACCAUAAUGUUUAAUUAGCCGGUUGAUCCUUAUUAGCAAGUUUCAUGAUCAGCCUGUGGUGUUAGAUACCUCAUGUAUUGAUAGCCAAGUCCCUUCCACCGUUUUUAACCAAUCUGAACUAGAAAUAAAGGAAACUGGAUAGACCGCCUGAUCCAUUUCAUGUUUUAUCUGUGCAAACAAAUUCAGAGUGAGUGAGUGAGUUGGGUGUAUCGCCGCUUUUAACAGUAUUCCAGUUAUAUCGCGACGUGUCAACUUAAUGUGGGAGGAAAGCCCGAAGUGAUGUAGGUCUCGGACGUUUACCACUUCGGUGAAACCCACGAGCACGGUAAUGGCGCUUUAGACGAAUGGGCUCCAACCUUUGAUGUUUACAUGUCACAAUGUCUAAGGUACAAUCUACUGUCAUACAACCCUUGCUCAGGAGUUGUUUGGUCAAGGUUACAACGUUCAAGGCCCCAGUAAAGCUUUCAAAAAGACACAUGGUAGACAUGUUGAGAACAUUUCCAAAUUCACGCAUCAGUCACAAAAAUUGUGUCCGAUAGUAUUUCCUAUUGGACUUGUACCUUAUGUUCCCGUAUUUCAGUUU